This is a messenger RNA of Scutellospora calospora, 549 nucleotides long. Lineage: Eukaryota; Fungi; Glomeromycota; Glomeromycetes; Diversisporales; Gigasporaceae. The record is from the annotation of a GenBank genome assembly.
AUGUCGUCAUCAUCAAAUACCCUCCCAAUUGAUAAUAACGAACAAAACUCUUCAAAUGAAAUCUCAAAUAAUGAGAAAAAAGAAUUCUUAAUGAAAUGUUGUAUAUAUUUUGAAGAAACAAAUUUUAUCUAUCCAUUACCAUGUAGUCAUAUAUAUCAUGCUACUUGUCUCGAAGCUCAUUUAAAAAAUAAAGAUAAUUCAAAUAAUAUUUCAAAAGAUGAAGAAAUUUUGAAAAGAUGUCCUCUUUGUAAUAAUGUACUCACAAAAAAAGAAACAGAUUCAAUAAUAAAACAUAUUGAUAAAAUGAAAAAAUUAAAAUUAAAACGAAGUAUUGAUGAAUCAGAAAUGUAUAACAAAAAAUUUCAACAAGAAAUUAGAUUAUUAGAUAAAAAAAAAGAAUUAAAAAUAACUAAAAAUAAAAGAAAAUUUAAAGAGCUGAAAGAAAAACUUCUUAAUGAAUAUAAAAAUAAUUUAAAAAAAUUAGAUGAUGAUGAAAAUAUCAGUUUUGAAAAAAUUGAUCAAGAUACUGAAAAUGAAAAAACUAGAUAA